GAGAAGUACAGUUUCUCACACACAGACGCUUUAGAUACACAGGGGACCUUAUGAAAUGAUUUCACUGUAUAUUUUUCAGAAGUUAAAGAGUUUUUAAAGAUGAUCCUUGAUGAAUAAAUAUAGACAGGGGAGAGCAGAGAUUUGGUAUUCAUUUAAAGACAUUUCAUUUUUAACAGCAGUGAAGGAAAGUGAAACUAAACUACAGAUUUAGCAGAAGCCAUUACUGAGCUCAGAACGGACGGAGACAGAAUGGCGUCUGGAUCCUCUCUCCUGGAAGAGGAGCUCUCCUGUCCUGUGUGCUCUGAAAUCUUCAGGGAUCCUGUUCUUCUGAGUUGCAGUCACAGCUUCUGUAAGGCCUGUCUGCAGCAGUACUGGGAUCAGAAGGGAUCUCAGGAGUGCCCAGUUUGCAGGAGAAGAUCUUCUAAGAAUGAACCUCCCUGUAACCUGUCUCUGAGGAAUACCUGUGAGGCGUUCUUAAAGGAGAGAAGUCAGAGAGCUGAAGCAGGAUCUGAAGUGCUCUGCAGUCUGCACAGUGAGAAACUCAAACUCUUCUGUCUGGAGGAUCAAACACCCGUCUGUGUUAUCUGUCAAACUUCAAGAAAACAUAGAACUCAUGUAAUGCUACCAGUCCAGGAGGCUUCCGAAGAGUUUAAGGAGAAACUCAGGACUGCACUAGCUCCACUGCAGAAGAAGCUAAAAGCCUUUAAUGCAGUGAAACUAGUCUGUGAUCAAACAGCAGAGCACAUCAAGAGCCAGGCCCAGCACACAGAGAGACAGAUAAAGAUGGAGUUUGAGAAACUUCAGCAGUACCUAAAAGAGGAAGAGGCAGCCAGGAUCACUGCACUGAGGGAGGAAGAGGAGCAGAAGAGUCAGCUGAUGAAGAAGAAGAUUGAGAAGAUGACAGAACAGAUAUCAUCCCUUUCAGAACAAAUCAGAGCCAUAGAACAGGAUCUGGGAGCUGAAGACGUCUCAUUCCUGCAGAGCUACAAGGACACACAAAUCAGAGCCCAGUGCACCCUGGGAGAUCCAGAGAAGGUCUCAGGAGCGCUGAUUGAUGUGGCCAAGCACCUGGGCAAUCUGAAGUACAGAGUGUGGGAGAAGAUGCUGGGGACUGUUCAAUACACUCCUGUGACUCUGGACCCAAACACAGCACAUCCCGACCUCUCACUGUCUGAGGAUCUGACCAGUGUGAGAUACAGUGAUGAGAGAGAGCAGGUUCCUGAUAAUCCAGAGAGAUUUGAUUGGGGGUGUUGGGUGCUGGGCUCUGAGGGAUUCAGCUCAGGGAGACACUGCUGGGAUGUAGACGUGGGGGAUGAUGAGUACUGGGUGGUGGGUGUGGUUAAAGAGUCAAUCAGCAGGAAAGGGGGUGUGGAUCCAAGCCCAGCAUUAGGAGUGUGGGGUAUAGUGCAGUACACCAGUGGGGUAUACUAUGCCCUGACCUCCCCACGUACACCCCUCACUGUGCAGAGGGACCUCCAGAGGGUCAGAGUGCAGCUGGACUGGGACAGGGGGGAGGUGUCAUUCUCUGACCCCAGUGACAACACUCCUCUCUACACUUUUAAACACUCCUUCACUGAGAGACUGUUUCCAUUCUUUAGGCAAUCUUCUCACAGGAUGCAGAUCUGUCCACUGAAGGUGUCUGUGAGUGUAAAAUAGAACUGUGGGAUUAUGCUGAAUUAACAGGGCUGCAUUUCAUCACAUCUGGACAUGUUUAAUAUACAAUUUGUCAGAAACAAACAGCACAUCAAAAACAAAAUAUUGUUCAUUCUUUGAAAUGUUAAUGCAAACAUUCUAUAGUGUGUAAAAUGUCUAAUUUCUUUGAUAUAACCUCACAAUGUUAUUGCUGAGUAAUGGUGGUAUUGUAAGUACACUUGUGUGUGUGUGUGUGUGUGUGUGUGUGUGUGUGUGUAAUGAGUAACUCCUGUGUUAAAUGGUGGUAUUGUAAGUACACUGGUGUGUGUGUGAUGAGUUGAGUGUAAUAAAUACACCAGUGGAGUCA
Molecule: messenger RNA, 1999 nt
Organism: Conger conger (European conger)
Lineage: Eukaryota; Metazoa; Chordata; Actinopteri; Anguilliformes; Congridae
Product: E3 ubiquitin-protein ligase TRIM35-like
Exons: 6
Coding region: 250-1656 (468 amino acids)
Molecular function (GO): zinc ion binding; protein binding
Source: RefSeq, a predicted model, not a curated record